UCAUUUCACUACUUCACUGGUCAACCACAAAGAAAGAGCUCUCUUCAUACAGGCUUAAAAUCAUGAAUACUUCUACAUCUUAGACCAUUUUGUAUUUUGGCUGAGAAGAGGACUUUGUGAAGAUGUCUAAGCAGGAAGACGUGGACGAGUAUGAGCAGGGACGGAUCCGAGAACUGCAAGAACAGCGCAUGGCUGUGCAGAAAAAGACCUACACCAAGUGGAUGAACAGUGUCUUCUCCAAGAAUGGGGAAAAGGUGUUCCUAGAAGAUGUGUAUACGGAGCUCAAGACUGGGGUGCACCUGGUGCGACUUUUGGAGCUCAUCUCCAGAGAGAAGCUGUCCACACCAAGCCAACGCAUUCUCAGAGUUCACUAUCUGGAAAACAAUAGCAUUGCCAUAAACUUCCUCAAAACGAAGAUCCGGGUAGACCUGAUUGGCCCCGAGAAUGUUGUAGAUGGAGACAGAACUCUGAUCCUUGGCCUCAUCUGGAUCAUCAUUCUCAGAUUUCAGAUUGGAGCAAUUAAUCUCGAUGAGGACAGCGGUGAUUCCAGCCUAGCACGGCGUUCGGCUAAGGAGGCUCUCCUGAUCUGGUGCCAGCGGAAGACUGCUGGCUAUACCAAUGUGGACGUUCAGGACUUCUCUAGCAGCUGGAGGGAUGGGCUGGCCUUCAAUGCUCUCAUCCAUGCCCAUCGGCCAGAUCUAUUCAACUACAACCACCUUCACCCAGACGAGACUAGGAGGAACUUGGGCCAUGCAUUUGAACUGGCUGAGAGUGAAUUUGGCAUCAUGCAGUUGCUGGAUGUGGAGGAUAUAGUGGUGCCUCAUCCUGAUGAGAAGUCCAUCAUGACUUAUGUUUCACUCUACUACCACUAUUUCUCUAAAGUGAAACAAGAGCAGACCAUCCAGAAGAGGAUUGCCAAGGUUUUGGACCUCUUGCAAGAACUAGACAACAUGAAAGACCAAUACCAACACAUGGUUUCAGACCUCCUGUGCUGGAUCAAAGCCAAGGUUGUGGCGCUGGAUGACCGUUCUUUCCCGAAUUCCCUGCCAGGCAUGAAGCGGCUGGUAGCUAUAUUCAAGACAUACCGCACCAUGGAGAAGCCCCCUAAAUACCAGGAGCGAGGCACAAUUGAGGCCCAUCUCUUGAGCCUGCGCACAAAACUUCGGGCCAAUAACCAGCGGUCCUACAUCCCCCCAGAAGGCCAGACCCUGGGGGACAUUGAGCGCAGCUGGACCAUGCUAGAGAGGGCCGAACAUGAUCGUGAGCAUAACCUUCAGAGUGCCCUCGUGAGGCUGGAGCAUCUUGAGCAGCUGGCACAGAAGUUUGGCCGUAAGGCAGCACUUAGGGAGAGCUAUCUGGAGGACACCCUGCAGUUGGUCCAGAAAGAGAAGGACCAGAGUGGGCUGGGCAGCCUGGAGGAGGUCCAGGCUGCAGCCCGACGGCUGGAGGCCUUGUGCACAGACGUGCUGGCUCAUGAGCCACGCUUCCAGGCUCUCAGUGAGAUGGCUACUGUCAUUGAGAGGGAGGACUACUAUUGCAAAGACCAGGUCACCCGCAGGCAAUUGAACAUCUCCAACAAAUGGAAACAUUUGCUCCAGCAGCUGCAGCAACAAAGAGAUUACACCGGAGAUGUUGUAAACACAUUGGCUGUUCUCAAGGACAUCGGGUUAAUCUCCCUGGACCUCAAGGACCUACAGAUCCAUGCAGAGUCCUCUGAGUUGGGAAAACAGCUGCCAGAUGUGGUGGACCUGCUGCAGAAGCAGGACCUGCUGGACACCCAGAUAUUCUCUCACGGUGAAACGCUGAGUGCCAUCAGCAGCAGUGCCUUAAGAGGUGGACACAGAAAUGUGUCUCAAAUUCAGAGCAGACUAAAGGACCUAAAUGCUCAGUACAACUUGCUUCUGACUCUUAGCAAGAACAGGAGGAAAGCACUGGAAGGGCAGCUAAAGCUCUUUGAGUUCUUCCAUGACUGUGAAGAAGUAGAGGCAUGGAUCUAUGAGAAGUGGAUUUUGGUCCAAACAACACCACUGGGCAGAGACCUCAGUCAGAUUCAACAAGUUAUUCAGAACCAUAAGGCUUUGGAGGCAGAAGUGCAGUCACAGGAGUCUCUGUGCUCAGGAGUUGUGUCCAGAGGUCAAGAGCUGUGCAGAGGGAGGCACCCCAGUGAAACGGAAAUUCAUAAAUGGAUCCAAACUUUGCAAAAACAGUGGCAGCAGCUAAGGGACCAAGUCACCUAUCGCAAGGACAGACUGCAUGCUGCUAAUGUCAUCAAACAGUAUUUUACAGAUGCAAGUGAGGCCAACUCAUGGCUUAAUGACCGCAGGCCCCUGCUCAGUAGUGAGGAUUAUGGGAAGGAUGAGUUGAGCACUAGUGCCCUGCUCCAGCGCCACCAGAGGCUGGAGAUGGAAAUGGAGGUAUAUGCUUUAGAGGUGAAGAGGCUUGGGGAGCAGGCCAAGAAUGCCGCGCAGCUCACUCCCUUAACAAUGGAACCUCAGCAGAGCAAAAUGGUCCACUACAGUGAUUCAUCGGGUGAUGAAGGAAAGUCCUUGAAACAAAAGGGAAGAAUUUCAAAGAAAAACAGUGGAAACUCCACAGCCUCACAACAGACACAGGAGUUUAAUGCCAAAAUUAGAUUUAAAUACAGAGGCAUGACGUUAACUUGGGAUCGUGGGGAAAUGGUGACAAUCCUCAGCAGAGAGAAAGAUGAUAAAAUGCUUUUACGAGAUAGUAAAGGAAAUGAGCAACUAGUGCCUUGUACAUAUGUUACACAGUUGCCAUCAACUCAAGCACCGCCUGCGCCUCCAGAUGUGGCUCCGAAGAGCGUGAGGCAAGAAGUGAGCCGGCCCCGACGCAGCCGCUCCACGCGCCGCAGCACCGCUGAAGUCACCUCUGCCUCGAUGCCAGACCCACACUUCCAGAAAGACACCAUAGAGAAAACACAAAGUGACUUAGAGAAGGACUUUAACAGCCUCUAUGAGUUAGCACAGUCAAAGAAAAAGGUCCUGGAUGAGACUGCUCACCUGCAUCACUUCUACAAUGCCUGUGAGGAGUUUGAAUCCUGGAUGGAGGACAAGGAGAACAUUCUCAACACAUUCAGCUCUGAUGCCGACAACAUUGAAGUGGUACAGGGCAAAUAUGAGAAUUUUCUCACAGAGCUGGCUAGUGGGAAGGGGCAAGUUGAUGACAUCACCAAACUGGGUGAACACCUUGUGAAAAAGCUGCACAGCAGAAAGAGAGAGAUUCAGUCCAAACAAUCCCAAGUUGGUCGCAGGUGGGAGCACAUCCAGGCCCUGAAAGAUGAGAAGGCACAUGAACUGCUCAGCUCAGCUGACAUCAAGUCAUUUUUGGACACUUGCGAGGACACCAAGACCCAGCUCUGGGACAAGGUGGCCCAGCUAGAUGUGCUUGACAUGGGCUGUUCCCCUUCCACCCUGCAAGCUGAAGAACGCAGUCAGGCCCAGGUUGAGAGGGAGAUAGAAGUCCUUGAGAGGAAGAUACAAUACCUAAAAAGUGUAGCUAAAAUGAAACAGGACUGCAGUCCCACUGAAAGCACUACCAUUAUGGCGGAGGUCUGUGCUUUGGAAGAUCUUCUGCAGCAAGUCAAAGCCCAGGCUAACAAGAGGCAAGGCAUGCUGUCUGAGGCUCAGCACUUGCAGCUCUUCCACAGGGAGUCCAAGGAUCAGCUGCUGUGGGCUGAGGUGGUGGAGGAGGGUUUGCUGGGGGAGGAGAAUGCCUCCGACGUAGCCUCUGCUCAAGCUCUGUUGAAGGAGAACCAGGAGCUGAGGCUAGAGAUUGAGCAGCAGCGAGCAAGGUUGAAAGGCAUAGAGAAGCUAGGUGAGUCUUUAGAGAUCUCAUCUGGGGCCAGAGGCACCAAAGAUGUCCAGCAAACAAUGACCAAGCUUAACCAUAAAUGGGACAGGUUGGACAGACUGUGGGUCAGUCGAAACCAGAGGCUACAGCAAGGACUUGAACUCCAGAGGCUGAACAUGGAAGCAGACAGAGUAGAAGCAACAAUGUCUGGUCAUGAAGCCAGACUAAAGGUUAAGGACCUUGGGGACUCUGUGGAUAGCGUUCAUAGUUUGCUUGGCCGGCAAGAUGAGCUGGAAGGUUUGCUCGGAGCUCUUGACAAACAAAUUAGGAACUUUCAUGAUAGAAGUCAGGAACUCAUCAAGAAACGUCAUUUUGCCUCUAAACAGAUUCAGAAGCGAUCACAGGCCAUUGAAGAAAGAAACAGAAAGGUCAAAGAUAGCUGUAAACAGAGAAGACUGGAAUUAUUUGCCUCAAAAAAGUAUCAGGAGUUUUACAGAGAUGCAGAUGAGCUGCUGCUUUGGAUGGAGGAAAAGUUUAAAAUAGCAGAAGAUGAGUCAUAUAGAGACCCCACCAAUGUCCUUCACAAACUCAAAAGACACGAGGCUGCGGAGAAGGAGAUGCAGGCCAAUCAAGUCCGCCUGGACAGACUGAAUAAGGUAGGAGAAGAGAUGCUGGCUGAGGACCAUUACAACAGUCAGAGUGUCCAGAGAAAGUCUAAGCAGGUGCAGAGCUGCUGGAGCGAGCUCCAGAAAAAGAUGGCAGAAAGAGGAGACAAGCUAAGACAGGCCGGUCAACAGGAGCAACUCAUGGAGUUACUGCAGGAUGCCAGAGUGAAAACUGAGGAAAUUAAGCAGAUGCUGCAGUAUGCAGCUAAAGGUCAUGACCUCCGCUCAAGCCGGCAGCUUCUGAAGGAGCACAAACAGCUGGAGCAGGAGGCUCAGGAGCUGGCUGGCAAAAUCAACUCCAUCAUCACCCGGGCCAAACACCUGGCUACUAUCCAUUUCGACUCUCAGAGAAUCCUCCAUGAGACAGACACCUAUCUGAAACUGUUUAAGUCCCUACAAAACCCUCUGGAUCUUCGUAGAAGCCAGCUGGAAUUAGCGGUCACCCUCUACAGCUUCUACCAUGAUGUGGAUCUGGAGCUUACUUGGAUCUCUGAACAUCACCCUGUAGCAGAUACCAGUAGUUAUGACAAAUCCCUGACUGGGGCCAUCAACCUCCUAAAGAAACACAAAGAGUUACAAGUAGAGAUUAAUGGCCACAGUCAGUAUCUUCAGCGUGUAUUGGACCGAGGGUGGACCAUGGCCAAGUCCAGCCAAUGGGAUGGUCAAGAGGUGAACCAGAGAUGUGACCACUUAACUGCAGAGUGGGAGGAGCUAGUGGAUGCCUGUGAAAAACGCUCAGCCCACCUCAACAAAGCAGUCACGCGGGAACGGAUCUUGCUUGACUGUGCUGAGCUGGAGACCCGUCUGUCUGAAUUAUCAGCUUUGGUCAGUACUGACUAUGGCAAAAAUGAAUUAGCCACACAGAGCCUUAUGAAGCAGCAUCGGGCAGUGGAAGGGCAGAUUGAGGUGCAUGCUGCCCAGGUGGAUGAGCUCAAGUCCAGUGUAGACCAGGCCGUGCGUGCAUGGGCUUUGGAGGAAGUGAAGAGACCCUACAAUCACAUCAGAACUCAACUAAGUGAACUACAUCACUCAGCCACAGUCAGAAACCAAAGAUUAAAAGAGAGCCUCCACUUGCAUGAAUUUAAACGCGAGUCUUCUGAACUUGAAGAGUGGAUAGCUCAGCAACUCCAGGUUGCCUCCUCUGAUGACUAUGGCUCUGAUUAUGAGCAUGUAUUGCAACUGCAAUUGCUGUUUGACGUGUUCCUCAAACAGUUAGACAUGGGCCAGGAAAGAAUGCGCGCAAACAAUGAGUUAGCUCACAAGCUCAUCAAAAACAACCAUCCUGAGAUAAAGUUCAUUCAAGAAACACAAGGGUUGCUUAGAGAAUUAUGGGAUGAGCUGCAGCAUUUGGCCAAAGAUCGUAAAGAGUGCUUGCAUCAGUCUGAGAAGUGCCACAAGGUCUAUAAAGACUUAAAUGAUGCCCUUGGACACAUCCAGGACAGGCACAAAAGCAUUCCUGAUGAUAUUGCCAAAGACCUGCAAGCGGUAGUUCUGCAGCUAAGAAAGCAUGAGUCUUUGGUGUACGAGCUUGCAGGAAAUGAGCAGCAGCUGCAGGAGCUGCUGGAUGCCGCAGACUCCAUUUUGGAUGUGUGCUCUCCAGAGCUGAAAGGACAGAUGUUGAUUCAGCAGCAGGAGGUGAUGGAGGGCUGGGAGAGACUCCGCAUGCACAUGGAGUGCAGAGAGGAGCAGCUCAGACUUGCUAAGCAACGCUACAUCUUCCUCAACACGGUGCAAGAGUAUUCUCUGUGGUGUGCUCAAGUCCUGAGCGGGAUGAAGGCAGAGGAAUCUAUUCGUGAUGUGGCCACAUGCAACCUGCAGCUUUUGCAGCAUCGGCAACUGCGGGCUGAGAUUGUGACCCGUGAGGAGACAUAUGCCCGAGCUAUAGCCAUGGGCCAGUGUCUACAGGAGCAGGACAGUCACACUGCUAGGGAGGUUCAAGGAAAACUGAGUGCAGUGCAGGAUGAGAGGGAGAAAAUGACAGAUAAAUGGGAAUCCAAGCAGAAAUGGCUAGAGAACACCUACUUGGAGCAGGUGUUCUACAGAGACAUUGAACAUAUGGAGAAGCUCACCAACUCCCAAGAGGUGCAGCUGAACAACAGUGAUUUGGGAACAACAGUGGAUGAAACAGAUACUCUAAUCAAACGUCAUGAGGCCUUUGAAAAACUUCUUGGCACUCAGGAAGACAAGAUGGUUACUCUUCAGAGGUUGGCUGAGAGUUUGAAGGAAGGGGGCCUGACAAGACAGAAAGCCAGUCACAUUGAAAGCAAGCUGAAGGCUCUCAGAGCCAGGAGAGAACGCAUCAAAAAUCUGUCCAUGAAACGCUGGAAGGAACUUAAUAGAAUUAGGGUUUUCUGCAUCUUCAAUCGGGAUGCAAAUGAGGCUGAGGAAUGGGUAUUGGAACGUAUGCAGAAAAUGCAGGAUGAUUCAAAAGUGGACCUGAGCAGCCUUCAAACCAAAAUGAAGCUACUGCAGAAGCAUCAGGUGUUUGAGGCUGAGAUUCUGGCCCAUGGAAAAAUUAUUGAAUCUGUCAAGCAGACAGGAGAUGAGCUGGUCACACUUCGUCAUCCCAAGUCAAACGAGGUGCAACAGAGUGUCUCUGCUCUCAUUUCUCACUGGGAUGAUUUAAAACAAGCUGUCUCUGCCAGAGGAAAAUUUCUAGAAGACCAUCGAGACUUUCUGGAGUUCCUUCAGAAAGUGGAGCAGGUUGAAGUUUGGAUCAGACAGAGAGAGGUUAUGAUUAAUGUGGGGGAUCUUGGGGAGGACUAUGAGCAUGGUCUACAAAUACUGAAGAAGCUCAGUGAAUUUAGAAGCUCCAUCCUUGGGGAAGUGACAGUAGACGAAGCUCACAUCAAGACAAUCAAUAGCCUGGCAGCUCGUCUAGAGAGGCAGAACUGUGAUGACCUGGCCACUGUGAAAAAGCGAAGACAGCAACUGAAUGAAAGAUGGAGUAAUUUUCAUGGAAAUCUGAACAGUUAUAAGAGGAAGCUGGAAGCAGCACUGGAGGUCCACUCUCUGAUCCGUGACCUUGAGGAAGUCAGGGACAGGGCAAAUGAAAAGAUGCUGUUGCUGCAGGGUCAAGGCUAUGGAGAAGAUGUGGAGGGCGUGGAGAACCUCAUACGCAGACAUGAGGAGACAGAAAGGGAGGUCUGGGUUAUUCAAGAGAGAGGCACUGUCCUGGAAAGGGAGAUGAAAGAUCAACUAAGGGCUCAUUCUGACCUUUCUGACAAGCUCACCAAAAAGCAGAGAGAAGUAAAUGCCACUUUAAUGAAGCUGGACAAAGAAGUAAAAUUAAGGAAGGAUCGUUUACAGGAGUCCCACCAGCUCCAGCUGUUUAAGGCUAACCAACGUCUGCUUCUAUGCUGGACUCUGAAGCAAACCACUGAAAUGGGAAAGAAGGGCUUGCCCAAAAACAAAGCUGAAGCAGAAAGCUUUCUUGUGGAGCACCAUGACUGGAAGGCAGAGAUAGACACACGUGGAGAGAGAAUUGAUUCAGUGAAGAAUUUUGGCCAGAAUCUAGUGAAGUCUGGCCAUAGUGAUACACCAGAGAUCAAAAAAUCCCUGAGAAAACUUGAAGAUGCUAAAUCUGGGCUGAUUCAAGCAUGGGAAGAAAGAAAAUCAACACUGGACCAAGCGCUUAACCUUCAGGUAUUCAUUGGCUAUGUGGAGCAAAGUGAGAGUUUGUUGAGUAAUGGGGAAGCUUUUCUGGCCAAUGAAGAUCUUGGGGGCUCCCUGUCAGAGGUGGAGGCACUUCAGAGGAAGCAUGCUCUAUUUGAGAACUCUCUAGAAGCUCAGCUAGAGCAUGGGGAAGAGGUGAAGAGAUUCGCAGAACAACUCAUACAGAAGAAACAUUAUGACUCAGACAACAUUGAGAAGAAGAGCAAAACUGUUCAGCUCCGAAAGGGGAAAUUGUUGGAGAUGAGCAAUGCAAGACAGAAAGCACUGAAGGAAUCUUUCCAGCUUCAAAAAUUCUUGGAAGGUAGCUAUGAGCUGUGCUCAUGGUUAAAUGAGAAGAAAUCAGUGGCUCAAGAUGAAAGUUGGAGAGAUCCCAUCAAUUUGCAAGCUAAGCUUCUGAAACACCAGAGCUUUGAAGCUGAGGUCCUGGCUAACUGCAACAGUGUGGAGGCUCUAACAAAGGAAGGUGAGAAGAUGCUAGCUGCUCAUCAUCCAGCCAAGGACAAGAUUAAACCUAGAAUCAAAGAUCUCAAUGAUGGCUGGGAGCAUCUUUUAAUGAACUGCAAGGAGAAAAAGUUGCGUUUACAAGAAGCAUAUCAGGCCUUGCAGUUCCAGCGCGCUCUGGAUGACGUUGAAUUCUGGUUGGAUUCAGUAGAAGCUGAACUGAAUGAAGGGGAUUAUGGGGAGGACCUGGCCUCAGUCAGCAGGCUGCUGAAGGCUCUACAUGGCUUGGAAGAAAUAGUGGAUGGACACCUGGAGAAAGUCCAGGGUCUAGUGGACAAAGCCAAAGAUUUCGGCUCUAAAGGCAAUUUCAUGGCUGGGGAGAUACAGCAACGAGUUUGGAAAAUGGUGAACAGGUAUAAUAGUCUCGCUGAGCCACUGCAGGCUCGUAGAGAAAAUCUGGAGUCAUGGCAGCUGCUGUUCCAGUUCUACAGGGACAUGGAGGAUGAACUUGUAUGGAUUCAAGACAAGCUACAGCUCAUGACUUCAAAGGACUGGGGCACUUUCCCACAGGGUGCCCAGGCCAUGACCAAAAAGCAUCUGGUGAUGAUGAAGGAAAUUGUGGGACGUAGCCCUCUGGUGCAGGCCGUACUGGAAGCAGGACAGAACUUGGUGGGAGGGAAGCACUUUGCAUCUCAGGAGAUCAGCAAGAGAGUGGCUAAAUUAAAGGAACUCUUUGACACAUUGAAGAAAGAGUCCAAAAGUAAGGACCAACUGCUUCAAGAAGCAAUACAAAUCCAGAACUUUCUCUCUGAGGUUUCUGAGCUGGAACUGUGGAUGGAAGAUCUGAUGCCAAUGCUGGAGUCCAGGGGCUGUGGGAAAAGUGAAGAGGCCACAGAGAUGCUCCUCAGGAAGCUGGACACAUUGGACCUGGAGGUUGAGAACCACCGUGGAAAAGUGGAGUCAUUGCAGGAGACUGGGGCUCAGCUGCAGCAGUGUGGCCAUCCCUAUAGCCACUUGAUAAGUAAGAGUGUCACAGGGAUGGAAGAACGGUAUGAGUCUCUGCUGCAGCUGUCUUCAGAGCGCCGUGCUAUGCUGGAGGACCAGUACAACCUCUAUGUGUUUGAGAGAGAGGUCCGAGACAUGCAGAGCUGGCUCCUCUCUCGCAAGACCCUUGCUGAAUCAGAUGACCUUGGACAAGAUCUGGAAGAUGUUGAAACCCUGCAGAAAAAGUUUGAAGAUUUUGCUCUUGAAAUCAGCAGUUUGGGUCAGAACAAACUGGCUUCAGUGCAAAGGUUGAAAAAACAGGUGAAAUCCUCAGAGACCCAGCAAAGAGAGCAAUCACUACUUAAUUUAUGGGAAGACUUAAACAAAGCUGUGAAAACACGAGCAGAGAAUCUGAUAUCUGCUCGUGAGAUUCACCAAUUUGACCAUGACUUAGAUGAACUGAAGAGCUGGAUGAAUGAGAAGGAAAUGGCACUGGACACAGAGGACCAGGAAAAUGACUUGCUCAGUGUCCAGGCUCUGAUUCGACAACAUACCAGCCUUGAGAGAGAUUUGGCAGUCAUAGAGGAGGAUGUGCAAAGCCAGUGGGAAGAGGGCAGGGACUUGGUCAGGCGACAUCCCCAGGUGAGGGAGAGUCUGUCUGAGAGGCUGCAGGAGGUGGAAGACAGCUGGGCCAACCUGAUGGAGAAAGCCAGCCAGCGUAAACACAGGCUCCAGCAGGUUGAAGCAGUCCAGAGAUAUCUGACUGACUGGAGGGAGCUCAUGGCAUGGCUUAAAGAGUCGCUGUCUCUGGUGAUGGGGGAGGAGCUCAGAGGUGAAGUCAAAGAUUUGGCACAGCUAAUCAAAAGGCAUGAGGAAUAUCGUACCCAGAUUGAUCGACAACUUGGCAAAUCAGAAACUGUGAAAAAUGAGGGGAGAUGUCUAAUACAGGAAGGAAACUUCAUGAGUCAAGAGCUGGAGGAGCAUAUAGCAGAGCUGCAGGAGCUUGAGGUGCAAGUCCUUCAGAGUUGGGCUGAGAGGAAAGAUCAUUAUCAAAAGGAGCUGGAGCAGGAGCAGCUGCAGAGAGAGCUGGAGCAAGCUGAACACUGGCUGAACGCGUAUGAAAAUGCACUCUGUGAAAAGGAUUAUGGGGACUCAGUUUCUGAUGUUCUGGAGCUAAUGAAAAAACAGGAGGAUCUGGAGGCCAUGAUAGUAGCUCAGAGUGAACGAUUUAACACCUUAUAUGAAAAGAAAACUCAGAAAGAGCAGAAGAUGAACAAAACCUAUGGAGGAGAUGAUGGCUCCAGGAAGAAGCCUGUUCGUGUGACUUCCCUAAAGAGAAAGUCAUCAGAUCAACUUGCCUCAACCCUUCAGCCUACCAUAUCCAACACCAUCAUGAAUAGAAACAGUGUCAAGAGUAAUAGCUCAGAGUUGACCUCUCCCACAAAGCCAUUGAUUCUGAGGAGAAACAGCAGUGGCAAGGGUGAAGCUUCCUCUGCAGCUCCUCGAGUGGCAUCUUUACUCAGGAGGAGCACUGGCAGCAGUAGUGAUGCUGUAGCUUCCAAGACUCCCUCUGUCAAACCAUCCUUUGACUCUCCUGAAGAACAGAACUCUGUAGAAAAAUCAUUGUCUUCAGUUUCCACCAGUGCUAUUUACAGAUCCCAUCCAAUCCCCUCCAAAAAACAAAACCAAACUCCUAUAAUUGGGCAUGAAGUUGAUGCCUCAGAACAAACUGAGCAAAGCUUCAAACCCUCCUCUUUUCAUGUACACAAACCAAGAAUUGCCUCCAGAGAGGUGAGAUCAUUAAGCCCAAAAGAAGAGAUUGUGGAACCUCUUACACCUGCAUCUCUAGAACAUUCUGUAGUCUUGCCAGGGACACCUGCAGUCGCCAGUACUGCUUCAGAAAAUACCUUUCCUCCAUCUCCACCACCAUCACGUCCACCAUCACCAUCAUCUCCACCCUCACUGAUGAAAAGUGAGGAAGCUGAGAGAGUAAACGAGGAAACUUCUGAUGAUUCUCCAGUGCUAUCUCCUGUAACUAGCAAGACUGCAGCAGAGCCUGUCAAAAUGAUGGGUCAAUUGGAGAUUAAACUGAAACAAGGAGGGAUUCAAGGUGUGGAUCACUGGGAAACCAUCUAUGUACUACUAGAGGAAGAGACAUUCAGUCUGUUUAAAGACCCAGAUGCUGCUGAGAAGAGGUGCACCCGAUGGCCGCCUAUCACUAUAGCUGGAGCCAUUUGUAAAGAUAACCCAUACUACAGGAGAAAAAAAUAUACCUUCAAAUUGAUUUUGAAUGAUGGCAGCCACUACCUGUUUGCUGCAUCAUCCCAAACUGAACAGCAGAAGUGGAUGAAAGAGCUACAGAGCUGCACUGGUCAGAGAAACUUCACAGUGGAUACUGGGAUGAGCACAUUAGAAAAGGAAGAGGCAGUGAAGCAGCAGGUCUCGGUGACAGCUGACACCACAGUUAUACAGACCAUAGAGCCAGUGCCGCAAAAAGAGUCCACUGAGAGUUCAGAGAUGGAGAGGGAGCCACCCCCAAAGCCGCCACACACAUACUAUGACAAACACUGCUACCCAGAUGGAGGAGAGGGGCGAGUCUCAGCAACUUUGCAAACUCUGCAAAGGAACCAACCUCCCUGCUUUCCUCCACCCCUUCCUCCCCCAAACCAACAGGAAAGUGGAAGCAAAGAAAAAUCGAAAAACAAGAAUGUUUUCAAGAAAUUGUUCAAAAUAUAAUUUGUGCAGCUUAGCAGAAAUGGUCUAUGGCCAGCCCAUAUUGAUUUCAUUGCUUGGUCUUCAGUGGAAGUUGAUUUGUAAUACAAAAUCAGUGAUAGCAGUAUGAAAUCAAACAAUUAAAUUACAUUUAAUAAUUUGCAAUAGCUGAUGUAAUUUAAGCAUUCUCAUAUAUUUUGUAAACUGAAUUAUUUAAUUACAGAUGUAUUAAAUCGCUAACAAGUAUGUGACAUGAGAGCUAUGCUGAGAUCUAUGAACUUUAUUUUUAACCUUAAAUGUUAUCAAAAGAACAGCCUGUUCUGUUUGAGUGCGUCCCAAGAUGGGGAUGCGCUCAAUUCGAGAAAAUAUUUUUUGGAAAGCUUUUGGUCAUAAGCAUAGUGAACAAUAGCUUGCAUUGGACCACAGAUUGGCUCGAAAUAGCACAUGAUAAUUUUACCACAUGAUGGCGCUAAAGACUUUGGAGACCGUGGUGUGUCCAGGAACGCCUUGAAGCUUUUAUUUUGAACUGUUCAAAGGUCUAGCUCAGAAAUGUUAUAUAUAAUAAUUUGCAAUAGCUGUUAUAAUU
Messenger RNA from Electrophorus electricus (electric eel), 12873 nucleotides. The record is from RefSeq and is a predicted model, not a curated record. Lineage: Eukaryota; Metazoa; Chordata; Actinopteri; Gymnotiformes; Gymnotidae.